Lucilia sericata (common green bottle fly) is the source of this 1334-nucleotide messenger RNA. RefSeq names its product lipase 1-like. Gene Ontology annotation, molecular function: hydrolase activity, acting on ester bonds. Gene Ontology annotation, biological process: lipid metabolic process. NCBI's taxonomy places the organism in Eukaryota, Metazoa, Arthropoda, Insecta, Diptera, Calliphoridae. The record is from RefSeq and is a predicted model, not a curated record.
AUCAAUAUUUUUGAAAUGCUAAACGAAUUGGGCGAGUUAAAUUUUCAAAUAUCUUUCCUAAUAUUAUUAACUUUUUGUAUCAGCAAUAAUUUUGCAUUAGUUCUAGGUAACUAUUUAGAGGAUAAUUACCCCAAAUCGGUUAUAGAAGAUGCACAUUUGGAUACGGCUCAACUUAUCGAAAAAUAUAAGUAUCCCUUGGAAACACAUUAUAUUACUACAGAUGACAAUUAUAUACUGUGCUUGCAUCGCAUACCAAAGCCCCAAGGUCCUCCCGUUUUGUUUAUGCAUGGUCUAUUAGAUAGUUCAGCCAGCUGGGUAAUAAUGGGACCUAAACAAGCAGCAGCUUGUUACUUCUUCGAUAAUGGCUACGAUGUCUGGUUGGGUAAUGCUCGUGGUAAUCGUUAUUCUCGCAAUCACACUACUCUCAAUCCCAAUUCAGAUGACGAAUUUUGGACUUUUAGUUGGCAUGAAAUUGGUUACUAUGAUUUGCCCAUAAUGAUAGAUCACAUAUUGGCUAGGACCGGCUUCAAGAAAUUAGGUUAUUUUGGUCAUUCACAGGGCACAACAGCCUUUUGGGUUUUAUGUUCUCUACAACCACAGUAUAAUGAUAAAAUAACCAUAAUGCAAGCUUUAGCACCGGUGGCAUAUUUGAAACAUGUUAGAACUCCUUUUGUAAGUCAAUUUUAUGAAUUUACCAAAGCCUCCAAAGAUCGUGUAAGAGAAUUUUUACCACACAAUGAAAUGAUGUUGCAUAUGUGUUUUACUUCGAAAAUAGCAGAAAAUAUGUGUGUUCAAUUUUUAAAUCAAAUGCUGGGAAAUGAUAAUGGGCAAACAAAUUUGGCCAGGUAUCCCGUAAUUGUUGGCCACGUCCCAGCCGGCUGUAAUCUCAAGCAAUUUGUUCACUAUCUCCAACUAAUAGAGAGUAAUCGUUUCUGUCAAUAUGAUUAUGGCAGAGAAGAAAACAUACAACGUUACAAUCAAAGCUCACCGCCAGACUAUCCUCUGGAAAAGAUUACAGUACCUGUGGGCCUGCAUUAUGCUUACAAUGAUUACCUAAACAGUCAUAUAGAUGUGAAGCAGUUGGCGGAAACUCUACCGAAUGUUGUUCUCAAUAAUUUGUAUCCUUAUAAGGACUGGAAUCAUGUGACCAUGAUUUGGGGUAAAGAAGCUAGAAAAUUGACACAGGAACCAAUGCUGAAGUUAUUGAAGAAAUUUCCUUACGAAUAGCAAUCUAUAUUAUAUAAGAAUCUAGAUUUUAUGAAAUUAAAAGUUGCUCAAGGAUACUACCACUUUGAAAUAAAGGACUUAAACUAUAGGUUUGGAUCUUAAUAGAG